AUGGAUUAUGAUAAUGAUGGUAAACGGGUAUUAUUGGUUUCAAGUGAAGAUUUUGAUAUUUAUAAUACAAAUGAUGGUCCCUUAACAGCUGAAACAUCUACAUAUAUCAAUAAUGUAAAGAAUAAUAAAGGAGUUAAUUUUAAAGGAACAUUAUUAGAUUUUAUAAUGGAAGAAGGUGGACUUAGUAGAAUUGGUUCUACAACUAGUAUUGAUAUUCUUUCUACACAAAAAAAUAAAAGAAAAGCAAUGAAUCAUGAUGAAUUUGAUAAAAAAUAUGGUUAUCAUCCUGGUCCAAAGACAACAUUUAUUGAGACAGUUAUUAAACCAUAUUAUCGCCCAUUUAAAUCAUCUAAAACAUUUUUUAAUACAUUAAUUGGAUUUGUUCCAAUUUGUUCAAUACUUCAAAAUUAUAAUUUUAAAAAAAAUAUUAUGAAUGAUAUUAUUGGUGGAAUAACAGUUGGUGUUAUGCAUGUACCACAAGGAAUUGCAUAUGCUACAUUAGCUGGAGUUCCAACUGUUUAUGGACUUUAUACAUCAUUACUUCCUCCAUUUAUUUAUAUGAUAUUUGGAACAUCACAACAUAAUAGUAUUGGAUCAUUUGCUGUAGUUGCUUUAAUGGCUGGUUCAGUUGUUGAUAUUUAUACAUCAGAUGAUUUAUCACCAAUAAAAAUAGCAACAACAUUAACUUUUACAAUUGGAUUAGUUCAACUUAUAAUGGGAAUUUUUAGACUUCAAUUUAUUGCAACAUAUUUUUCUGAUCAAGUAAUUUCAGGAUAUACAACAGCAGCAUCAUUUUAUGUUCUUAUAUCACAAAUUAAAGAUAUUCUUGGAUUACGUAAAAUGCCAAGAAGAGGUGGUAUUGGUGGAUUUUUAUUACAAUGUAGUGAUAUAUUUUCUAAAAAUAAAGAAACACAUUUACCAACAUUUUAUAUAUCAAUUAUAUCAAUGAUAUUUUUAAUUAUUGGUAAAGAUAUAAUAUCACCAAUAUUUAAAAAAAAUGUAACAAAAAUUCCAAUACCAUUUGAAUUAAUUUUAAUGAUUAUUUCAACAACAUUAUCAAAUAUUUUUCAAUUUCGUGAAAAAUAUAAUAUUAAAGUUGUUUCUGAUAUACCAAUUGGAAUGCCAUAUUUUGAAAUGCCAUGUUUUUCAUUAAUUCCAUCAAUUAUACCACAAGCAAUUGGAAUUGCUGUUGUUAUUGUUGCUGUUCAUAUAUCAUUAGCAAAAAUGUUUGCAAAAAAACUUUAUUAUAAAGUUGAUCCUGGUCAAGAAUUGUAUGCUCUUGGUUUUUCAUCAAUAUUUUCAAGUUUUUUUAAUGUUUAUCCAUGUUCUUGUUCUUUAGGUAGAACAGUUGUAAAUGUUGAAGCAGGAACAAAAACAAAUCUUUCUGCUAUUCCUUCUGCUGUUUUAGUUGGUUCUGUUGUUCUUUAUUUAGGAGUUAUUAUUAUUGUUGCUUUAAAAGGAUUAUUAAGAAAAUUUAAUGAAUUAAAAAUUUUAUAUCCACUUAGUAAAAUAGAUUUUUGUAUAUGGAUUGUAUCAUUUUUAGCAACAAUAUUAACUGAUGUAAUGAUUGGAUUAGCUAUAUCAAUAAUUUUUGCUUUGAUGACAACAGUUUUUAGAACACAAUAUCCAUCAUAUCAUAUUUUAGCUAAUUGUGAAGAUUCAUAUGAAUAUAGAGAUGCUCAAAGAUAUAGUAAUGCACGUUUUUAUAAUGGUAUAUGUGUUUAUCGUUUUGAUUCACCACUUUUAUUUACAAAUAUUGAUAGAUUUAAGACAACAAUUCAAAAAACAAUAGAAGAAUGGGAGGAUUCACAUCAUGAUACAUUAACAACAGAAGAUCUUGUUAUUAAAAUAAGUAAUAAAACAGUUGAAAAAAAAAUAUGUAAUGCUCUUGAAAAUCCAAAAAAAAUAACAACAGAAACAAGUGUACCAUUACGUCAUUUUAUUAUUGAUUGUUCAGGAUUUACAUUUGUAGAUUAUAUGGGUGUUAAUGCUAUUAAAGAGGUUCAUACAGAAUUAAAUCAACUAAAUAUUUUAACAUAUUUUGCUGCAACAAAAGCUUCUGUCCGUGAAUUAUUUGAAAAUUCAGGAUUUUAUAAAUUUGUUGGAAAAGAAAAUUUUUAUCCAACAGUUUAUGAUGCUGUUGAGAUAGCUCGUCAACGUCAAAAUGAUGCAACAUUAUGUAUAUUAAGUAAACUUGAAGUUGAUAAUGAUUUUUGGGAAGGAUAUCUUAAUGUACCUUCAAUAUAUUAA
Molecule: messenger RNA, 2250 nt
Organism: Strongyloides ratti
Lineage: Eukaryota; Metazoa; Nematoda; Chromadorea; Rhabditida; Strongyloididae
Product: FI18412p1
Exons: 7
Coding region: 1-2250 (749 amino acids)
Biological process (GO): transmembrane transport
Cellular component (GO): membrane
Molecular function (GO): oxalate transmembrane transporter activity; chloride transmembrane transporter activity; bicarbonate transmembrane transporter activity
Source: RefSeq, a predicted model, not a curated record